This is a messenger RNA of Parascedosporium putredinis, 783 nucleotides long. The record is from the annotation of a GenBank genome assembly. NCBI's taxonomy places the organism in Eukaryota, Fungi, Ascomycota, Sordariomycetes, Microascales, Microascaceae.
AUGGCCAUGCCCCCGCUCACCCCGUCCAACUCUCAUUCUGCGGCGUCUGAGGAUUUCAACACAACUUCGCCUCCGACACUGCUCAACGGCGUCUCCAGCCAGAUCAAGCCCCACAGCCUCGAUGCGCUCGCCGUGAACGCGGACGCCAACGCGGACGAGUCGCUGAAAGCGCAGGCGUUUGCGCAGAGCCGCAGGGGACAGUCUAACUCGGACGAUGAGGAUCUGACACCGGCGCAGUCGAGGAGAAAGGCCCAGAAUCGCGCAGCCCAACGGGCCUUCCGUGAACGCAAGGAACGACAUGUCAAAGAUCUCGAGCAGCGCCUCGCCAACCUUGAAUCAUCCCAACAGAUGGCUGUGGCAGAGAAUGAGCGUUUGAAGCAAGACCUCCAGAAAAUCAGCACCGAAAACGAAAUUCUCAGGGCCACCAGCGGUCUCCAGGGCGGCGGCAAUAGCUCGCUCUCGCCUGAGCCCACCACCACUGGGCCCAUGCAGUAUAACCCUACCGAUUUCUACUCCAAUGUCCUCUCCAACCAUGCCAACAAGACGCCCAGCCACAGGAUUGUCACAUCAGACGACGGUGAACGACUUCUCGCGGCUGGCGCCACCUGGGACCUCAUCAUCUCUCACGAUCUCUACAAGCGCGGCCUUGUGGAUAUUGGUGACGUGAGCGAGCGUUUGAAGAACCAGGCCAAGUGCGACGGCCAGGGCCCGGUCUUUUCGGAGCGUGCCAUCAACGAGGCCAUCGAGAGCAGUGUUGCCAGUGGCAGCGAUGAGUUGCUAUGA